UGUCCUGGUUUAUGCAGAGUGCAACAGAGGCCGAAAGAUUGGAACAACUUGUGAAUACCAGUCACUUUAGCGUCUAGAGUAGCAAACAGAAUGCUUGGUUUCGCUGAAGUUCAAGAUUGUGAAGUUAUCUCAUAAACGGUGCGUUCAGAAAGAGGGUGCAGUUCCACAAAGUUUACAAUAGAAAGGAAACUUCAACUCAACGCUGGACUGAAGUGGCAGCUUUUAGACUACUCAACAUAAGCCUUCGAUAUGGAUUAUAUUUAUUUAUUAAUGUACUGUUCAAUCAGUUUGAUAUUUUUGGAUCACAAGCACGCUGCAAAGUCACAUGAAAAACUCUCUGGAAAAUUAAGUGAAUACGGUCUUAUCGUGCCAUUCAGCACAGACUCCCAUGGCCGGUAUAUUUCUCACGUGGUGUCAGCUGGAACUGGAAGUAAAGGUGCAUCACCCGCCGCGGGAAAAAGACGGGUGGCACGUAGUGCCGCCGAUACGCCCUCUAUCACCACAGCUGGCCAGCACUUGUUUUUUAAUGUCACUGUUUUCGGAAAAGAACUGCACCUACGUCUGAAGGCCAAUAGACGGCUCGUUGCUCCAGGUGCUUUUGUGGAGUGGCAAGAGGACUUCGAGGAAAAGGCCAAGGAACGUAUUCAUGGAGACUGCGUUUUUACUGGAGAUGUGUCGGAUAUGCCAGACGCCUCAGUGGCCAUCAGUAACUGCGAUGGACUGGCAGGCCUUAUUCGUACGGAUAACGGGGAGUUUUUUAUUGAGCCCCUCGAGAAGGGCCAACAGGACGUGGAAGUGAAGGGGCGUGUCCACGUGGUCUACCGCAGAUCAGCCAUCAAAAGGGAAUCAGGCCAAAGAAGGGAGGACCUCCACAACGAAGUGACAGACUUUGGAAUUGCAGACCUUCCCAGUGCUCUGGAUCUAGUGGAACACAAGCUCUCUGAGUCGGAGCGCAAACGUAGGCACGCCAAAAAGGAUGACUACAACAUCGAGGUGCUGCUGGCCGUGGACGACUCUGUGGUGCGCUUCCAUGGGAAGGAGCACGUGCAGAACUAUGUCCUUACUCUAAUGAAUAUAGUGGAUGAGAUCUACCAUGAUGAGUCCUUGGGAACCAACAUCAACAUCGUCCUCGUCAGAAUGAUCAUGGUCGGGUAUAGGCAGUCAAUCAGUUUAAUUGAGCGUGGUAAUCCUUCACGCAGCCUGGAACAGGUGUGCCGCUGGUCCAACACUCAGCAACGCCGCGACCCUGAUCACGCUGAGUACCACGACCAUUCCAUCUUCCUCACAAGGCAAGAUUUUGGCCCCGCAGGUAUGCAAGGUUAUGCCCCAGUGACAGGGAUGUGUCAUCCCCUUCGGAGCUGCACUUUGAACCACGAGGAUGGCUUCUCCUCCGCUUUUGUGGUGGCUCAUGAGACCGGCCAUGUGUUAGGCAUGGAACAUGACGGCCAGGGAAAUCGAUGCGCUGACGAGACCAGCAUGGGGAGCAUAAUGGCUCCCCUGGUGCAGGCAGCCUUCCACCGCUACCACUGGUCACGCUGCAGCAAACAGGAACUGAAUCGAUACAUCCACUCCUAUGACUGCCUCCUGGACGACCCUUUUGAACACAAGUGGCCCAAGCUUCCGGAGCUCCCAGGCAUCAAUUACUCUAUGGACGAGCAGUGCCGCUUUGAUUUUGGCGUGGGAUACAAGAUGUGCACCGCCUUUCGAACUUACGAUCCUUGCAAGCAGCUGUGGUGUAGCCACCCUGACAACCAAUAUUUCUGCAAAACCAAAAAGGGUCCGCCAGUGGAUGGUACAGAGUGUGCCCCAGGGAAGUGGUGCUUCAAGGGUCAUUGUAUCUGGAGAUCAACUCAUCAGCCCCAGGGCCACGAUGGGAGCUGGAGCUCCUGGUCCAAGUAUGGCUCUUGUUCCCGGACCUGUGGUGGCGGCGUGCGCUCCCGCAACAGACAGUGCAACAACCCAGCCCCUGCCUACGGGGGUCGCGAAUGCCCCGGGUCCACGUUUGACUACCAGAUGUGCAACACGGAAGAGUGCGCGGGACCCUACGAAGACUUCCGUGCCCAGCAGUGCAUCCAGAGGAGCAACAAAUAUCACAAGAACAUCAAACACACCUGGCUGCCUUAUGAGAACCCAGAUGAGGCCCACAAAUGCGAGCUGAGCUGCCAGUCAAAAGAGACAGGCGAGGUGGUGUUCAUGAACCAGGUGAUGCAUGAUGGGACGCGCUGCAGCUACACAGACCCCUUCAGUGUGUGCGCCAGAGGGGAAUGUUUGCACGUGGGCUGUGACAAAGAGGUGGGCUCCUACAAACAGGAUGACAAGUGCGGCAUCUGUGGAGGGGACAACUCCCACUGCCGCACCGUCAAGCUGACGCUCACCAAGACGCCCAAAAAGACAGGCAUGUUGAAAAUGUUUGACAUCCCUGUGGGUGCACGCCAUAUUGUCAUUGAGGAGAACGAGACUUCGCCACAUAUAAUUGCUGUUAAAAAUCAAGUCACUGGCAAUUUCAUCUUAAACGCCAAAAGUGAAGAUGCCAAAUCCAAAACAUUCAUAGAGAAUGGUCUGGAGUGGGAGUAUUCGUUCGGAGGCGAGAAGGAGACCCUGAAAACGACUGGACCCCUUCAUGAGGGCAUUGUUGUGCUGGUCAUCCCCCAGGAAGAGGAGGCCAAGAUUAGCCUGACGUACAAGUAUAUCAUCCAUGAGGACCUGCUGCCUGUCAUCACCAAUAACAACGUGCUCCUGGCCGAGCUGGACACUUAUGAAUGGGCUCUGAAGAGCUGGUCCCAGUGCUCCAAACCUUGCGGAGGAGGUAUACAGUACACCAAAUACGGAUGCAGGCGGAAGAGUGACAGUCGACUGGUGCACCGCAGCUUCUGCGAAACCAGCAAGAAACCCAAACCGAUCAGGAAACGAUGCAACGUGAUGGAGUGCAACCAGCCACUGUGGGUGGUGGAGGACUGGAGCCCCUGUAGUAAAACCUGUGGGAAGCUGGGCUACCAGUCUCGGGGGGUGCAGUGCAUGCAGGCUCUGAACAAUGGCACCAACCGACCCGUUCACACCAAGUACUGCAUGGAGGAAAGGCCUGAGAUGAGGAGGGCCUGCAACCGCUCAGCCUGCCCAGCACAGUGGAGGACAGGGGCCUGGUCACAGUGCUCAAUGAGCUGUGGAGAAGGGAUUCAGCAGAGGCAGGUGGUGUGCAGGGCGACAGACAACACCAUUGGCCAGUGCGAAGGGGAUAAGCCGGAAAGCGUCCUCAUCUGCAAGCUCAGCUCCUGCCCCGGACAGUCCUCGCUCCCCCCACUCACCCUAGAUGCUGUGGAGAACUCGACAACAAAGAAUGAGGGGGUGCAUCAGAUGGUUCCAGAAAAUCCUGUCCACAAAAUCUCCUCUAAUGAACCAUGUCUAGGGGACAAGUCUAUCUUCUGUCAGAUGGAGGUCCUGGCUCGUUACUGCUCGAUCCCUGGCUACAACAAACUGUGCUGCGAGUCCUGCAACAAGAAAGAGGGCCUCAGCACCCUCUCCCCAGACCAUCUCAAGUUCUUCCCCUCCACCUCUGCAGAACCUGAUGCCCUGUUCAAUCCUCCCACCCCAGCCGAGGCCCCAACCCCUGCCACCACCCAGAGCCCAUCCCAAACCACUAAAGCGGGUGGCAGGCGACCUCGCUCCACCUCCCAGGGUCUGACCACCGCCACCCCUUCCUCCCCCUUCCCUGUACCGAGCCAGGAGUCCGCAGUUGUGUCCUUAUCAGCGGGGGAAGGUCUUUAUCAGGGUCCCCUUAGCAGCCCUUUCCUUCCUGGGCAUGAAGACUCAGACCCUGGGCCUCCUUUACCUCCAGGACGGGGCAACAGGCCGCCACGGUCCUCUGCAGACCCCAGCAUAGGUGCCUCGAAAGAGCACAGUCCUGUCAGCACUUUAGGAUCGGUCACCCGCAGCAGGUCAAGAAGGGACUAUCCAGUAUCCGAGAGGGACUCGACUCACAGAACCUUGUCAGUUGGGACAUAGACAGUGGCCUCCUGUGAAUGUGCUGCUCAACUAUUUGAAGUCCUGUACCCAGCUCAACGUCCCAACACCUGUUGGACUUCCAAGGACUCUCAAAGAUUGCUGCAAGCUAUAUAUAUGAAUAGAAUUUGUAUUCUCCAUGCCAGUGGACUUAAACCAGUAAUGGUUACCUCAACUAAACUGCAGAGUGAUCUCUAUGCACUAGCACUGCAUUGCUCAGCCCUCUCUGCUUCGAUUAUGAAAUGGAAGAAAUCAAAGACACGUUUGAAACAAAGGUGCUGUAAACUAAAACUGACUACGAAACGCGUUCAAAUGUGACGACUGCAUUGCCUACCAUUUAUGUUUUGAUCUGUGUGUGAUUCAGUUGUGUGUAAGCCGUUUCUCAAGUGCAUCAGAACUACUGUUGAAUUUAUAUUGUGAACAUGUGUGGCACAAGACAGAAUCCUUACUUUUGGGGGCCUACCCAAAAGGCCAAGUGUCACUUCUCGCAGGGAGCUUAGUAACCUCUGCCCUUGGUGCUCAUACUAAACAGAAUAGCAGACUGUUCUCAGUGGUCAAGAGUCAAGUCUGCUUGCAAUCCAACCCCACUGUAGCAUGCAAAUAGCCUCUGUGGAAGUCACAUAUGCUUUAAAAGUUAAAAAAGAAAAACACAUUCUGAUAUUUUUUUGUAACUGAUAUAUUUUUCAAGUAAUAUUGUAUAUAGUGUACAUUUUUAUCUGGUUAUAUUAAGAAAAUUAACAGCCAACUAUGUAAUGUAAAGUAUAUUGUAAUUGGGAAACAGAAAAUAUAAGUUUGCAGAAUGUGGUUGGUACGAAAUCACGCUGUUGGGUAUUAUCUUAUUCCUGUAUUGCAGUUCAUCAUUAUGUCUCUUGUAUAGUUCUUGUAUAUACAUGAAUGGAAGCUUUAAAUGUUAAUAUUUAUUAAAUUUUAAAAUUUUAGGGAUAAAAAAGUAAAAAAACAUAAUUGAAACAUACAUGGCAAUGCAAUUUUGUUGUUUUAAUCUGAGUACCAAUUUUGUGGAAGAUAACUAGACAAUGACACCUGCAGAUUUAAUACCUCCUUAUUGGUUAAACUAAUCGUAUAAUAGAAAAUGCCUUAUCUCUGAAAAUUCCCAUCCCAACCCAUAUAGAUAAAUAAGUGCUACAUGCCAGUGCAGUGACCUUGGAUGUUGAAUAAGACCUGGAAGUCACUAUUCUUUGAAUGGCUUGCUCUCUCUCAACACUCAGCAUGAUGUUUUUUCGAGACAGAACUACAUUCAGCUAUGUAGUUCCUCCACACGCAUAAUAAGCAUACAAACACAAUAUUAAGCAUUUAUUUUUUUGUGCACAUUUAGCACACAAUCAAGAAAUACCUUUUAUAUUUUGUAAUACAGUAUAUGCACAUUAGAAUUUGUGUUUUAAUGUUAAUGUCUGAAAGCAAUAAGCCCCAAUUAUUGAUAUUGAUCAGACAAGCCUGGGUGAAAAGCUGAAAGUAGUCCUUGAAGAGGUCUCUGAUUAAUAAGGUGUCUGCUUUUAGUGA
Osmerus eperlanus (European smelt) is the source of this 5514-nucleotide messenger RNA. Its product is annotated as A disintegrin and metalloproteinase with thrombospondin motifs 14. Bases 250 to 3999 code for a protein of 1249 amino acids. The transcript is spliced from 22 exons. Gene Ontology annotation, biological process: extracellular matrix organization; proteolysis. Gene Ontology annotation, molecular function: metalloendopeptidase activity. The record is from RefSeq and is a predicted model, not a curated record. Gene Ontology annotation, cellular component: extracellular matrix. NCBI's taxonomy places the organism in Eukaryota, Metazoa, Chordata, Actinopteri, Osmeriformes, Osmeridae.